UCGCAUAGCAAACUUGACAUAUUUCUGAAAUUUUCAUCCACUAAAUAUCAUGAUAAUUUCACUAUCUUAGAAACAAACAAUAACAUAUUUGAUGCACCCAAUAUGUAACAUAGAUGGCACAGUACCUGUCACAUCCGUCCAGCAAAUCAAAAGUCUAAAAUGUCCUUAUUCAAAACAAGAGAUUGGUGGUCAACCACAGCAGGAGAAGAUGAAGAGUUUGAUCAAGGCUGCCUGUGCGUCGCCAAUGUUGACAAUAAUUCUAAUGGGUUAGAUAAGAUAGUUCUUGGUAGUUACCAUGGUAUACUCAGAAUAUACAGUCCCUCUCCGUCCAAGACAGAGAGUGGAGAUUGGUCCGGUUACCGUCCGCAAGAUGUCCUGUUUGAAACACAACUGUCUCAGCCCAUCCUCCAGAUAGAAGCAGGGAAAUUUGUGUCUGGGUCAGAUAAUCUUCACUUGGCUAUUCUUCAUCCAAGAAAACUGGUCGUCUAUGGAAUAUCGAGUUUGACUGGUGCUGUUGACCACGGUAAUCAGUAUCAGCUGAACAUCAACUACGAACACAAUCUACAACGGACGGCAUUCUGUUUCUGUUACGGUCCGUUCGGAGGGGUCAAAAGCAAAGACUUCAUCUGUGUCCAGUCCAUGGACUGUACCUUGUCCAUAUUUGAGCAGGAGGGUUUUUCAUUCAGCCGGUUCCUGCCCGGGUCCCUCCUACCCGGUCCACUGAAAUAUAUCGCCAAGACGGAUAGCUUUGUGACGGUGUCAUCUACUAGACAUGUAGAAAGCUACAAGUACCAGGUACUGGCUGUGGCCACUGACAACAGAUCUAAGGAAGAAUCACAAAAUAUCAAAUCGGGCAAAAAAGUUGCAGCUGACUGGACGUUCAAUGCCGGUGAACAAGCCCUCGAUAUCGCUGUCGUCUCCAGCAGGGUUUAUGUCCUCGGGGAAAGGAACUUAUUCUGUCUCAUUGAGAAUGGCAAACUGUUCUUUAUGAAGAAGUUUGAGUUCACUCCAAGUAGUUUUUGUCCAUUUUAUACAAGUGGUGAUGAGACUGUCGUACGCUACAUGGUUGCAACUCACACCAAGACAUUGAUGAUCUACGAGGACGUCACAUUGAAAUGGGCCGCACAACUCAACUAUAUUCCUGUGCAAAUAAAAACUGGAACCUUCAGGGGUCUGCGAGGUGUGAUCACAACACUGGAUGACAGGGGCCAUUUGGACUGCUCCUACCUCGGUACAGAUCCGUCCAUCUUUGUCGCACCCGCCUCCGAAUCUCGCGAGAUUGACUAUGCCAAUCAGGACACUGAGAUGAAGGAUCUUUCACGGGCUAUCAAGGAGGCGCAGAAUAAGAGCAGUUUUGUUCCCUCUGUCAAGUCUGAGGAUGAGAUACAAAUAUCGGCGGACAUUCCGAGGCAUCUGGAUGAAAUAUCGAGAGCUCAGGGUGACAUCAUUCAAGACGAAGAUGUGAUUCCAUCCCUCACAGUCACGGUAAUGAUAAAAGCCAAGGCGCACGUCUCCAAUGUUGUCGUCAGCAUCCAUGUCCCCCCACCACUAACAGUCAAUGAGAGCUCAUUUACAUUCAACACAAUAAGUCCAAACACCCCAUGUGAAAUCUCAGCGACUUUCUACAUCAAAGACAACUAUCUGCCAAGUGAUCUGGUUGCCAAGGCAACUGCUACUUAUCAGAACAUGGCUGGUGCGCCAAGAGUUUCACAGACAACCUUCCGUCUGCCUGCAAAACUUGUGAUCAAGGCGUGUGCUCCGAUCAAGAAUGCCAACUACAAAGUGACCAUUGAUACAAAUAAACCACCGGUCAACCUCAAUGACCUGUUCCCAGAUCUUCUUGGUGACUAUGCUGAUGGUCCCGGCAAUGCCUUGGGGUUCCAGUACUAUGGGGGUCCUGUGGUCACAAUGUUGGCAUCAAAGACAUCACAGCGCUACCGUCUUCAGUGUGACAGCUUCGAACCAAUGUGGCUACUCGCCAACGAGCUCGUCAACCGACUGAGCGGUUACUUUAAGGGUAAAAACCAAGAUGGAUUCCAGGCAUCCUUUAGCGGUGCACUGCCGCUGCAUGAAUAUUUUGAGGUCCUGGAACAACAUUUUGAAGUGCGUUCAAACCAAAAUAAGUACAAGGACCUUCUUGCCCAGAGGGCAUCCCAGUUCCGUGCCAUUCAACGCAGACUGCUGACCAGAUUCAAAGAUAAAACGCCUACACCGUUGUCGAAUUUGGAUACAUUACUGGAUGGUACUUACAGACAGCUCCUAGCCCUCGCAGAUGCCGCAGAGGAAAACGUGCGUAACCUUGCCAGGGUCUCGAGCUCUCUCAGUGCUGCCACCUACCUUCUUAAUCUACUGAUACUAUUGUGGACCAACAUGUCCGAUAAGGAGUUCUACGUGCUGCAGAGCAGUCUGUGUCCGCAGGUUAACGAUUCUGAAGACCAGGGCUGGGAAGAGAUGGUCGACUGUGCGAUCACACAUCUGCUGCGGACCUGCCUCGCCAAGAACUCCAAAGACCAAGCCAUCAAUCCAUCCCCUCUCACCCCGCCGAAAGAUACGCAAAAACUUAAGAAGCAUAUCGCGCUACUCUGUGAUAAACUUAGCAAGGGUGCCAAGCUGGUCAUUGAAGGCCUUCCGCAGGACAUCGACACCAGCCUACCUGGGCCGGCUCCGAUCCUCCAAGCGGACAAUAACCUGCCAAGGAAGAAGAAAACCCAACCGAUGCUAUCAGACGACAUCGUUGACGAUGGCACAAACUUGGGCGAAGCAGCCGUCCCGAUCGGAAGCAAAUUUGGCGAAAUAAAAAGUCCACGGAAUAAGAAGCCAAAGAAGAAAAAACCAGCGGAGGAGGAGGAGGUUUCACCGCUUGCAGGGCCAAGUGAUGGGUUAUUAGAUCUUGGAAACCUGCCUCCGAUACCUGGUGGCAACCGGCUUGGAGAUGGAUUCCGAGAACUACAAAAACAGCAGAAGAUCCGAAAUAACGUGCCGGACCUGGAUGACUUGAAUUCUGAACAGCCCCCGCCGUAUCAGAGCUCACCACCGCCGUACGAAGACGAAAAUACGUUAAUAAAUGGCAGUGGCCAUGGGGCAGGAGAGAAACUGUACUCUUUAUAGAAAUGAGGGGGUUGAUUUAAAUGUUACAAGCUGACGGCCACCGUUUGGAGGGCAGUUGCUGCAAUGGGACAGGUGAAAAACUUUACUCUACUAACAAAAGGGGAGGCGCCUGAAAGUAGGUCUCCACAGUAACCUGGGUGGUUUUGUACCUUUGGGGGGUACACAAACGCAAGUGUUAAAAACAACAUCCAGUUUCUUUCCCUGCCCAUGAUGUGUCAGCUUUAAGCUUUGUGACAGGACGUUUUCACCUUGAAAUUUGUCAAACCUUUUUGCAGUGUUUAUACCCAUGACAGUGCUUUGCUUUAAUGAUGUUUUAAAAAGAGAUUCCAAUGCUUAUUCCGUCCAGUUAUUCAUCCAUUCAUCAUAAAGUUAGGCCUUGUCUGCUCAUCCUGGUACAGAUAUUAGGCUCUUACAGAUAUCUGUUGGCAGUGAAAUGAACGUCCCAAGGCUUGAGAGUGUUGUAGUGCCAUUCAGAUUCUGUUUCUGAUCGCCACUCAGUGUCCAGGACUACGCUAAUGUGUAUGAACAAUUCCUCAUUCAGUGCUCAAUUCUUGAAACAUUUAAACUUCAACAGAAUGUUUUGUUGAAUAGGCUGAUUCAGGGCUGAUAUGAAAAGAUCUGUGAAGGCCCUGAAUUAGCAUGUUGAACUUCAAUAUGCUGCUGAGGCUAAGGGCCAAUACUUCUAGUCUGUACCGGGUUGGCUUAUGAUAGGGAGGAGCACUUUUGUGGAGACGUGUACAUGUUUUUGCAUACCAGGGGUCCUAAAAAUCAGAAAAAACUGUGUACCUUACUUGAAGUAGCGAUACUCCAAGUAAAUCCUAAAUACAUUUCUUUGUCUUCAUUUUUCAUGACUUAGAAGGGGCCUUUGUUCUUCUGUGUCCAUUCUUCUGUAAGUUUUUGUACAUUCUUGUUAGGCUGAUAUACAUUCUGACAUACAUUCUUCAUACAUACUUCUGUACGAGACAGUCAGUGCAGUUUCAGUGGUGUAACGCCUGCUCUUCUGACGUAUGAAAACUCAGUCUUAUUGGGUAAGAGAUGUAUCAAGUUCAUAGGAGGCCAUUACUUGAAUCGGGUUGUUCUUAAUACUAUGCUUGUACAUUACCGUUAGAGCAGAUCUGUUGGAUUCUUGUUGUUUAUAAUGUGAUUGUGAAUAUGUUGUUGUUAAGUAACUAUAGUGACAUCCAUCUGCUAAAGGGACAAUGAUUUUAAAAAGGGCUGUACUUAAUUAUGUGAAAAAACUAUGUUAGUCUUCUGUUUCAGCGAUUUGGAAGAUAUCCACUUUUAGAAAUAAGUUCCAUCCUCAAAAGACAGUUCCCUCUCAAAUAGUUUUAUUUUGACAAUCUUUAUUUGUGGAUAAACUGCUUGUGAAAUCUGUUUGAUUGUGUGGUUGAGUAAAGAAGAUGUGCUACAUUAGUCUAUCAUGUACUGUUUACAUGUAGAUUUGGGUUAGUUUGUUAUCAACUACAAUAUAGGUUAUCAUCUGACUUAACGGUAUUUGGUCUUAGCAGUGCAGUUUACUUAGAAAACUGUCCACAUCUAUUCAAAACGCGCACUCUGUGAAAAAAUUAUGUGCCGGUAUCUACACAAUGUCCUGUGAAUAAAAUUGAUCUUGGAAUAAGA
Lineus longissimus is the source of this 4728-nucleotide messenger RNA. RefSeq names its product protein PTHB1-like. Gene Ontology annotation, cellular component: membrane; BBSome. Gene Ontology annotation, biological process: cilium assembly. The coding region runs from base 160 to 3108 and encodes 982 amino acids. The transcript has 22 exons. Lineage: Eukaryota; Metazoa; Nemertea; Pilidiophora; Heteronemertea; Lineidae. The record is from RefSeq and is a predicted model, not a curated record.